Molecule: messenger RNA, 771 nt
Organism: Pseudomassariella vexata
Lineage: Eukaryota; Fungi; Ascomycota; Sordariomycetes; Amphisphaeriales; Pseudomassariaceae
Exons: 2
Coding region: 1-771 (256 amino acids)
Source: RefSeq, a predicted model, not a curated record
AUGUUCCUCUUUAUUCCCCCCGAGUCUGUCCGCAACUUGGCUCUCAACGGAAAAGCAAUGGGAACGGCAGGCGGCACUGAUGCCAACAAUGUCGGGACGCUGGGUCCUGGCGGCACAAAGGCAACAUACCUACGCUUUGUCUUGAGCAAACCACCGUCUCUUGUCGGACCACACCAGCACCUACAACCGCGCAAUAAAUCCUCUGGUCGAGUGUGGGAUUCGCUAUGCGCCCUCGCCCACCAGACCAGCCUCGAUGUCUGCUUCACCAUGUCUGGCAGGUUAUCGGCGCUGCGGUUGCUUGGCCUCUGCGACGCCGUAUCGCGCGGUCUCGGUUCCAUAGCCGCCCACGCUAAUAGGGCGAGUCUCUACGCUGGCAAGGGUGGGACCUUGGUCGAUGUGGGAAUAGCAAGACUCAUGCCUGCUACUACUGCUGCUGCUUCUGCCAAGCCGCCUCCGGCUCUGCACACAUGGUUUUCUCGGGUUGUCGACAGUCGACUCGCCGUGAUGAGACACGAGUUGACCGACAGCCUUUCGGAGCAGAUGCAGGGUCUGGAGACUCGUCUCGAGACUAGUUUACAAAAGUAUAUUGAUGAGCGCCUCGGUGAGAUACGGGUGGAUAUGCGGCAGGAGAUAACUAACAUGGUGGAUGUUGAGGGUGAGCGUAUAAGUAUCGAGGUACAAGAUUUGGUACAGGAAGAACUAAAUCAGGUCGAGGAGACUCUCAGAGAGCGUAUAGAGAAUAGCAGCUUGUCUUUACAUUUUGGCCCUUGA